AUGCCACUCAAGUCACGAUAUCCAGAUGUUCAAUUUCGUGAAACCGAUCUAUUUUCAUUCGUCUUCGAUCGACAGCAUCGACCUUGUCCGGAGAAUAAAGUCAUUUUCCAAGAUGCCAGCGAGCCCUCGCUGUAUCAUACGUUUGCCCAAGUCCGCGACCGGGCUGUCGAAUUUGGUCUUGCUCUGCGUGACCGGUUUCAAUUCAGCAAACACGACGUCCUAGCCCUCUACUCUCCCAACAACAUUGAUGUGCCGUGCUUGGUUUUCGGCACACUAUGGGCUGGCGGCGUUGUCUCGCCGGCGAAUCCAGCAUAUACGGUGGACGAGUUGGCGUACCAGCUGAACGACAGCGGAGCGAAGGUGCUCGUCUCGCACAUAUCGACCAUCUCAAAGGCGAAGGUGGCGUGUGCCAAAGUCGGCAUCCCUGAGGCACGGAUCUUGGUCAUCGGUAAUGAUCAUGGCGAACGACAAGGAUGCCUAGACUGGAAGUCUUUCCAAGCCCGGACAAAUGCACUGGCAAGUCAGUUAACGGCGACCCAUGUUACGCCCAAGGAAGACCUAGCGUUUCUGGCCUAUUCGUCCGGCACGACGGGGAGACCAAAGGGUGUCAUGUUAACCCAUUUCAACGUUACAGCCAACAUUCAGCAAGUGCGAGACAUGGAAGUAGUGGCGUCGGACAACUCGAUCUCGGUGCCUGGAAUUCCGGACGCGCCAAGCAGCGGUGACAAGAUCUUGGCUUGUCUUCCAUUCUUCCAUAUCUACGGGCUGACGAGUAUGAUGAUCAACCCCUUGUUCACUGGCGUACAGUGUCUUGUGAUGGAAAAGUUCGAGAUUGAGGCGUGGUGUCGCGCGGUCCAAGAUCAUCGUGUUACCGUGGGUUAUAUCGUUCCGCCUAUUGUUCUACUCCUCUGCAAGCAUCCAGCAGUGGAGAAGUACGAUUUGAGCUCGUUGAGGAUGACCACUUCUGGGGCGGCCCCGUUAACUCGAGAGCUGGUGGAGGCGGCUUUCAAGAGGAAGGGCGUCCGCGUGAAGCAGGGCUAUGGGUUGACCGAAACUUCACCUGCUCUGUUCGUGACCAAGUGGGACGACUGGAACCGACGGUUUGGCACCACCGGAGAGCUUAUUCCCAAUGUACUGGCAAAGAUCUGCGAUCCGAGCGAGGAAGGGGACUUCAACAUGACACACGAGCUUCCGAUAGGGCAGACUGGUGAGCUCUACGUUAAAGGGCCAAACGUCUUUCACGGCUACCACAACAAUCUGACAGCAACUGCGGAGUGCCUCCGAGACGGAUGGUUCAGAACGGGAGACAUCGGCCAUCUCAACCAGGAGGGAUUUCUGACGAUUACGGACCGCGCAAAAGAACUCAUCAAAUACAAGGGAUUCCAAGUAGCGCCAGCCGAGCUGGAAGGCACGCUCUCGGAUCAUCACUUGGUCGACGACGUGGCUGUUAUAGGUGUUCGCCUGGAGGAUCAAGAGACAGAAGCUCCGCGGGCAUAUAUCGUGAAGAAAGGGGGCCUCCGAGCGGUCAAGCCAGGCGACGAGGAAGAGAUCAUGCAGUGGCUGGAAAAGAGAGUCUCGAAUCACAAAAGGCUCCGCGGAGGUAUUAAAUUCGUUGAGUCCAUCCCCAAGAGCGCGAGCGGGAAAAUCCUGAGAAGGAUACUCAAGGGUGAUGUGAAGAUGGAGACGGAGGAGAGAAGCAACCGGGAAAACAAACUUUAA
Messenger RNA from Rhinocladiella mackenziei CBS 650.93, 1719 nucleotides. RefSeq lists its product as uncharacterized. The record is from RefSeq and is a predicted model, not a curated record. The transcript has 2 exons. NCBI's taxonomy places the organism in Eukaryota, Fungi, Ascomycota, Eurotiomycetes, Chaetothyriales, Herpotrichiellaceae. Gene Ontology annotation, molecular function: CoA-ligase activity. Gene Ontology annotation, biological process: secondary metabolic process. The coding region runs from base 1 to 1719 and encodes 572 amino acids.